Molecule: messenger RNA, 1145 nt
Organism: Cynara cardunculus var. scolymus (artichoke)
Lineage: Eukaryota; Viridiplantae; Streptophyta; Magnoliopsida; Asterales; Asteraceae
Product: pathogenesis-related genes transcriptional activator PTI6-like
Exons: 1
Coding region: 183-974 (263 amino acids)
Biological process (GO): regulation of DNA-templated transcription
Molecular function (GO): DNA binding; DNA-binding transcription factor activity
Source: RefSeq, a predicted model, not a curated record
CCGCCAAAAUACCUUCCACCUUCAUCUUCUUCUCCUGCAUGGUGGUUGCCCUAAUUUUCCCAUCGAUUUCUGUCCUUUCCACAAGAAAUCACUUCAUUUCAUCCCCUAAUUCUCCAUAGAACCAUCAGAAGCUCUGUAAAACCGUCUUGAUUUGUUCUUUUUAGGGUUUUUUCUUCUCGGAUAUGGGGCUAAAAAGUGCUGUUACCGUACAAUCGGUGAAGUUUUCAGAGCAUGUGUUCAGAACCAACAAGUUUGUUGAGGAGGAAUCGCCGCCGCCAUCACCGCCCGGUGAUCCUCCGACGACGUCGUUUAAGCGUAGGAUCGUUAGGAUCAGCGUAACUGAUCCAUAUGCGACGGAUUCAUCCGGUGAUGAUGACGAAAAAGUUGUUAAGAGAGUGAAGAAACAUGUAUCAGAAAUAAAAUUUAAUCCGCCUUCUUCUAGUUCCUUCAAACAGGAUCAACGCAAAAGAAGAGACGUUCGGAGCACGGGAUCCGUGGAGAAGAAGUUCAGAGGAGUUCGCCGGCGGCCGUGGGGACGGUGGGCGGCUGAGAUCCGUGAUCCGUUACAGAGGAAACGCGUUUGGCUUGGGACCUUCGAUACACCUGAAGAAGCAGCGACGGUUUACGACGAAGCUGCCGUUAAAUUGAAAGGUCCUGACGCCGUCACAAACUUCGGUAAAGUAUCUUCUCCGGAGUCACCGAUCGUUAAGGCCGAAACACCAACGGUGACGAUCACCGGCAGUAGUAGUGGUGGAGAAGGAUCGGCUAACGACGUCGUUUUCUCGCCGACUUCCGUUCUCCCAUCUAACAGCGAGUUAACGCCGACGGACUAUUUUAGUUACGGUGACGUGGAUGCUUUCGGAUUUGACAUCGACCUGCCGUUUGAUUUGCCGGAAUUUGUCGUAUCGGCGAACUUCCGCCGCGAGGAGUUCGGCGAGUUUGAUAUCGAUGAUUUCCUCGUUGACGUUCGAUAAAUUAUUUAAUUUAAAAAGAAAAUACAAAAGGCAUAUUCAAUAAAUUCGGCUGGUUAUGUAAGCGUGAAAUGGAAAGAAGGGUAAAACCGUAAUUUCGUGUAAGGUGUACGGCAUUCUGAAAAAGUAAAAACGAAUUUUCAUGUAACAUGAAUAUUUUCUGUAGUUAUAAAA